Archocentrus centrarchus (flier cichlid) is the source of this 2946-nucleotide messenger RNA. Its product is annotated as protein phosphatase 1 regulatory subunit 29-like. Lineage: Eukaryota; Metazoa; Chordata; Actinopteri; Cichliformes; Cichlidae. Bases 1 to 2946 code for a protein of 981 amino acids. Gene Ontology annotation, molecular function: protein binding. The record is from RefSeq and is a predicted model, not a curated record. Gene Ontology annotation, cellular component: plasma membrane. The transcript has 4 exons.
AUGGCCAGCAGACUGUCCUCUCUGUUUCCCACCCUGUUUCUCUCCCUCAUGCUUCCUGCACUGUUGCUCCUCCACCUGCCUGACACAGUGAAGGGUGAUUGCUGGCUGAUAGAGGGGGAUAAAGGUUACGUUUGGCUGGCUAUCUGCAGUCAGAAUCAGCCUCCAUAUGAGACCAUCCCUCAACACAUCAACAGCACGGUGCAUGACCUGAGGCUGAAUGAGAACAAACUUAAGGCUGUGCUCUUUACCUCCAUGUACCGCUUUACAAACCUCACCGACCUCAAUCUAACCAAGAAUGAAAUCAGCUACAUUGAGGAUGGUGCUUUUGCUGGACAGGCUAACCUACAGGUUCUUCAGCUGGGCUACAACAAACUAACCAACCUGACUGAAGGCAUGUUGAGAGGUCUGGGUCGAAUGCAGUGCCUCUUCUUGCAACACAAUCUAAUUGAGGUCAUUGCCACCAAUGCCUUCUGGGAGUGUCCCAACCUUAGCAGCCUGGACUUAUCUUCCAACAAGCUGGCCCGUCUUGACCCAUCUACUUUCACUGUUCUCAGCCGACUGAUGGUAUGCGAGCUAGCCGGAAACCCGUUCCACUGUGGCUGUGAGCUUUACAGUUUUCUCACUUGGCUGGAUGAGUUUAACAAUGUCACCCACACCUAUGACCGUCUCCAGUGUGAAACACCACCAGAAAUGACUGGCUAUUCGCUCGUGAGCCCGGGUUAUGGAACUGGAAGAAAUGCUCGCGUCAUUCUUUUAUCAAUGUGUCGGGAUGGUGUGAUAAUUCCAAGGAUGACCUCCCAGAUGCCAGAUCAAGAUGGCUCAGGGAUGGGUGUGGACAACUCAGAGCAAGGUCUGUACCACCAGCCAACCAUAACAUCCACUGCUGAUCCUAACUAUAGCCAUCAAAUUUCUAUGAAGCUUCAAACAGUCUCCCUGAACACUGCUUCCUUAAUAGUGAAGAUCCCACACCCCUACAGUAAGAUGUAUGUUCUCUCCCGGUACAACAACACUUCUUUUGAACAGGACAUUCCCCUCAAGUUGAACAAACCCACAAUAUCUUUGAUGGGGCUGAAACCACAGACCAACUACACCUGUUGUGUGGCUUCUGUGAGGAAAUCUCAAAAAUACAACCACACCUGUUUGUCUUUUACCACACGAGCUAUCGGGCCACAAGACCAGCGAACUAAUCCAUCCACAACAACCCACUACAUCAUGACCAUCCUAGGAUGUCUGUUUGGCAUGGUCAUUGUUCUUGGAUUUGUCUAUUACUGUCUCAGGCGGCGACGCAUCCAGGAAGAGAAGGAAAAAGCAAUUAGUGUGAAGAAAACAAUUUUGGAGAUGAGGUAUGGCCCAGAAGCAGCUGCAGCAGUAGCCAAUGACCCAAAUGCCAUGCAGCGUCUCCAGGAGCAGACUCACCACCAGCACCACCAUUCAGUGGGUGCUGCGGCCAAGCUGCCCCAGUCUGCGUCCUCUAGCACAGGCAUGCUUCAUGGUUCAGCCAACACCAGUUCUUCCCGCCUCUCCACCUUGCCACAGGUGGAAAAAAUGGCCACUGCUUUCUCUGAGGCUAUGGGUGGCAAGGGUAAUUACAUGGAUGUAAGGACAACAGGAGUGGUGGGGGAAGGCAGGGAGGCAGUGAUGGCAGCUGGAGGAGCAGGGGCCGGAGGGGAAGUAGUUGUGGAUAUGCGAGGUGGGGCUGAGAAUGGGACAGAGGCUGGGGAGGAUUCAGAUGAUGACGGUCGUGGCUCAGCAUCAGAGAUCUCCACCAUUGCCAAGGAGGUCGACAAGGUGAACCAGAUCAUCAACAACUGCAUCGAUGCCCUGAAGCUGGAUGCCUCAGCUAAUGCAGUGACCACAGCUGACAAUGCCAGUUCUGUGUCCUCCUCCCAGCCUCCUUGCAUAGCAUCACUCCCUCGCAACCUUCUGCCCCUCUCUCCAGGUCACCCUGGAGAUCAGAUCAUGGCCUCCUCUCCAAAGGUGCAUCCUAAGCCUCACCUUCAGCCUCAUCCUCAGCCUCAUCCUCAGCCACUUCCUCAGCCACAUCCUCAGCCACAUCCUCAGUCACAUCCUCAGCCUCAUCCACAGCUACACCAGCAGCCUCAUCCACCUUCAAUGGCCCCUGUACCCCUGGUCAUGCCCCUGUCUGAGCGGCCUGGCAUCAGUGGGGGUGGAUUUCUUUCCCCCCCUUACCGUGAUCCACCUCCAGCCAAUGCAGUGCGGCCCCUUCAGAGGCAAUUGAGCGCUGACACUGCUGUGGUGAAGAACCGCUGUGGUGCCCCUUCUGCAGGAUCUGCCAAGAACACAAGAGUGUUUAGUGUGGACAUCCCUGAGCAGCGAAGUGAUCCUCCCAAGUACCCAGGAGAAAAGGGCAGCCCUGUGGGUUGCGUUGGAGGGGGUGGAAGUGGUGGAGGUGGUGGAGUAGGGGGCUGCAAUGGAAAUGGGAUGGGAAACAUUAAUGGUGGUGGGAUGAGCUUAAAUGGGGGAGGAAUGGGAUGUAAUAAUGGGAAUGGAGGUGGGGCUGUAAGCUCUGGACAGCAGCAACAGCACUUGGAAGUUCAGCCAGACUAUCACAGCUCUGAGCACCGCCAUUCCUUUCCUGCACUCUACUAUGAGGGUGGCAACGAAUCGCCUUCACCAUCCCAAAAGGCUUCAUUCCUCAAGCCACUCGGGCGCACCAAGAGGGAUGCCACAGCCACCUAUUCCCAGCUCUCACCUUCUCGUCACCACAACUACAACUCUGGCUACUCCUCCAGUCCAGAGUACUCAUCUGAGAGCACACUGCGAAUCUGGGAGCGAUUCCGACCUUACAAGAAAAGCCCUAGAGAAGAAGCAUCCUAUAUAGCAGCAGGGCACGCUCUGCGUAAGAAGGUGCAGUUUGCUAAGGACGAGGACCUUCAUGAUAUUUUGGACUACUGGAAAGGUGUUUCCGCCCAGCAGAAGCUGUGA